AUGCCAAAAUCAAGUGCUGCCAAAAAGAGGAAAGUAUUUACUCUUGAAGAUAAGAAGAGCAUUAUUGAGAGACUGCAGAAUGGUGAAAGGCAGAUUGACUUGGCCAGUGAAUUUGGCAUAGCCAAGAGCACCAUAGGCACAAUAUGGCCUUCUGCUGGUGAUGAUGAAAAAUUGGUCCUCAAGUCAACUGUGAUCAAGGAGACUCUCACCAAGUGGAACGAAGUCCAAACCAUCUUCAAAGAACAACAUCCCAACAAUAUUCAAGUUCAACAAGCUUUGGAUGUUCUGGACUCUGUUUGUGGAAGGCAUUUAACUGCAAUUCUUAAAAGUAGGGAGAAGCAAUCAACCAUAAAAAGCUUCUUCUCUCCUGACAAAGCUGUGCCAUCAAUGGACCAAGCUGGGCCAUCAGGUCACAAAUCUCAGCCCUGCAAGAGGGCAAAUGACUCAAAAACGAAUCGUCAAGGUGCUGCUGGUGUUUCCCGUGUCAAUGUCACGAGCAAAAUCGUCGGUGGAGAAAUUGCAUCCCAGGGACAAUUCCCGUAUCAAGUUUCUCUACAGACGAUUAAAAAUCGGCAACAUUUCUGCGGAGGAGCGAUUUACAACGAAAACUUUGUCGUAACUGCAGCGCAUUGUUGCGGACAGAAAGCGUCACUUUUCGUCGUCGUUGCCGGUGCAACGGAUCUCGACAAGGAUAUUUUGACAACUGCGCAAGUGAUUCCGGUUCGACGCAGGAUCAAACAUCCAAAAUAUUUGUAA
Molecule: messenger RNA, 756 nt
Organism: Notodromas monacha
Lineage: Eukaryota; Metazoa; Arthropoda; Ostracoda; Podocopida; Cyprididae
Source: the annotation of a GenBank genome assembly